Messenger RNA from Solea solea (common sole), 1171 nucleotides. RefSeq lists its product as uncharacterized. NCBI's taxonomy places the organism in Eukaryota, Metazoa, Chordata, Actinopteri, Pleuronectiformes, Soleidae. The record is from RefSeq and is a predicted model, not a curated record. Gene Ontology annotation, biological process: response to bacterium. The transcript is spliced from 5 exons. The coding region runs from base 2 to 1012 and encodes 336 amino acids.
CAUGAUGACAUCUCCAAACUUUGCUUUCUUAGUGGCGUAUUUGCUCUUGGGGAAAAUGGCUGAGACGAACCAUCUUGUUCUGUCCACAACUGCUCAUCAAGACAUUGGAUUUAUAUCAGCUAAUGUUGGUGACAACGUGACUUUGUCAUGUUUAUUCACUGUGGAUGAUUUUAAACUUCACUGGUACAAGCAAACACUGGGUCAGAAGCCACAGCUUAUCUGUGUUGUGCAAAAUACUGGCAAAAUGCACACUUUUUAUAAUGAGUUUAGACAAAAUACACGCGUCUCACUUCAAACUGAUGCUGGUUUGAAUCACUUAAACAUUUCUGAUGUUCAACUUUCAGACUCAGCGACUUACUUUUGUGUAAGCGUUCGGUCAGUUUGGUUUGAAUUUCAAGAAGUCAUCACUGUGAGUGUGGAGGGUUCAAGGUGGAAUCUUCACCCUCUGGUCCAUCAGUCAGAGUCACAAAGACUUCAGCCAGGAGAUUCUGUCACUCUCAACUGUACAGUUGACACAGGAGCAUGUGCUGGAGAAGAACACAGCGUUUACUGGCUCAAGAACUCUCAAGAACCUCACCAUGGAACCAUUUACACCAAAGGAGACAGAAGUGAUCAGUGUGAGAGGAAACCCAACACUCAAACACACACCUGUGUCUACAAAUUACCAAUGAACAGUGUGAAUCUCUCUCAUGCUGGGACCUACUACUGUGCUGUCGCCGCAUGUGGACAUAUACUGUUUGGGAACGGGACCAAACUGGACUUUAAGGAUGAGGUCAAUCAUCGUUUACUCGUAUAUUCAGCAGUCUCCACCCUCCUGAGUGUUUUACUGGCUUUCUCAAUCUGCAUCAUUAACAAGAGAAACAACAGCUCUAGUGCAGAUUCUCAUGCCAUGCUCUCACCGUCCUCCAAAACACACGCAAAGACUCACCAGAAUGAAGACGCCCUGAGGAGACUUGUGAGAGAGGCGGACGACACCUGGACUGUGUGUGUUUACUCUGGUGUAACACAGUAGAGCUGGACACCUUGUUACUGUAUCGCUGUUAAACAUGCAUGUUCACAUUAUUGUUGCUUUAUGUCUGUGGCUACGAUUACCCUGAAAUACUUAUAGCUUUGCAUAUGAUUCUAUGAUGACAUGAUUGUAUGAUGUGACCUCAGUUUCUAACGCCUCACC